AUGCAUCAACUUUUAACCACGCGUCUAGAUAUUUUCUGUGUCGAUUGUUCAAAAAAGGCAUUUACUUCAGCGUUAGUAUGUCCUGCAUGCGAGACCACGCUAACGGAAAAUAAUGAUAUAGUUUUCGUCAACCUUAAUCCCAGCGAAGACUAUAAAUCCUCGGUCUUAUCUGGUCUUCGACCAGAUAUAGUUAUGGAAAUUACGGCCAGAGCGCUUUCGUUCUGGACCUAUCAAACAACGCAGGAGUCCUGGUUGCAGGACAUACUGUACCAAAACCUGCAGGAAAAAUGCCAGCAGCUGGAAAAGCAGCUGCAUUCAAUAAAAAAAGAAGCGCAAACCGAGUUUUGUGCAUUAAGAGAAAAACAAUCGGCUUUACAAAAGGAAUUGGAAGCCGAAAAAAACAUCAAUCUUGAAUUGAAAAAGAUAAUUGAAGAAAAAAACGCACAAUUUACUAGGCUUAAGGCAAGUUUGAGUACAAAUACCAUGCACGAAGAUUUUAGGAAUCGAACGCUGGCCUCGAACAUUCGGCGUACAGUCCGUAACACGGCAACCGGAGACGGAGUGAUAAAUAACCAACUAUCUGGGCAACGCGGCAGCAUUCCCAUAAAUUGGGCAAACUACGCAGACGGUUCGUUCACAGUCCCAAAUAACAGUCAGUCUGCUAAGCGUAUGCAUGGAUAUUCUCCAGCGCGGGACAAUACCCAAAUUUCUGGUCACACAAAUUACUCAAAGACGUCUAGCAGACAGCUGCCUAACACUGGAAUGCGCUUAAUGAUGCCAACGUCAAGAGGUCACAACUGGAAGAGUUGA
Molecule: messenger RNA, 810 nt
Organism: Paraglomus occultum
Lineage: Eukaryota; Fungi; Glomeromycota; Glomeromycetes; Paraglomerales; Paraglomeraceae
Source: the annotation of a GenBank genome assembly